This is a messenger RNA of Puccinia graminis f. sp. tritici CRL 75-36-700-3, 1059 nucleotides long. RefSeq lists its product as uncharacterized. The transcript is spliced from 9 exons. NCBI's taxonomy places the organism in Eukaryota, Fungi, Basidiomycota, Pucciniomycetes, Pucciniales, Pucciniaceae. The record is from RefSeq and is a predicted model, not a curated record. The coding region runs from base 1 to 1059 and encodes 352 amino acids.
AUGGACCCAAUCAAUGAUAUGACUUCAGCUGAUGCCGCACGGAUUCUAGAACUGUGGGAUAGACUCAACAACAGCACUCUAAUUGGAUGGUGGGCAUACAUAGAUGCAAAGGUUGAAUCCCGAAAUGCAUAUGAACGAACAUCACGCGUUGAUGCAACCCAGCAGACCGUGAGCGCAGAAUCUGUUGCGGGAGGCUCAUACACUUCCCAACAAUCACCACCUGCUGCUGCAACGCGGGCCGAAGGAUACUCUCCUAGCCCUGGAGUCGAUUCAAACCAGCGGGAAUCGACGACAGCUCCUAUUGCAGGAGGUUCAAACGAUGUCCUCCAACAAGCGCAAUUGGUUGCGCGCCCGCAAGGGCAAUCCGAUGGGUCGAUGGUAAGGCCAGUCGAAGAAGGUAACCAGCGGACAUCGACCGCACCUUCUAUUGCAGGAGGUUCAAAAGCUGUACGCCAAGAAGCGCAAUUGGUUGCGCGCCCUGAAGGGCAACAGGAUGUGUCGGUGGAAAGGACAGUCCAAAAAGUCUCGAAUUCGGUUGCCUGCCUCUUUGAAGGGUGCACGACAAUCAUAAGAAUCAAUCGAUUGUCAAACCUGGAGGCACAUCUUAUAACACACAAUCCUAUGAAGGAGAUCGAAUGUACAGCAUGUGCACAACGGCAUAGCUACAAACGGGAUAAUGAGCUCAUCAAACACUUCAAAAGCACUUAUCCCGACAAGAAGUUCGAGCCGAACUUGCACAUGCGCAAGAAAACCGAAGCGGACAUGAAGAUGGAAGUGGAACGGUGCCCAUUUGUUUGCUCGAAGUGUAACAGUCUGUAUGGAACCUUGGAAGAGCUUGAGACACAUUAUCCCGCCAAGCAUGGACCGACACUACCGGAAAAGGCGAAGGUGCCCAGGAAGAGGGCGCAGAUUGAUAAGAAAUUGGAGGAGUGGGAAGAUUUCAAACGAUCGGCCGAGGCAUUCAAAAUGCUCCUUGAAGCCCAUCGUGAAGCCCGACGUGCAGCCCAACGUGAGGCGCCACAGACCCAACCAAGUGCGUCCAAACGAAAGCGAUCAUGA